This is a messenger RNA of Jatropha curcas, 2008 nucleotides long. It is a transcript of the gene PEX14, whose product is annotated as peroxin 14. The record is from RefSeq and is a predicted model, not a curated record. Gene Ontology annotation, biological process: protein import into peroxisome matrix, docking. Gene Ontology annotation, molecular function: signaling receptor binding. NCBI's taxonomy places the organism in Eukaryota, Viridiplantae, Streptophyta, Magnoliopsida, Malpighiales, Euphorbiaceae. Gene Ontology annotation, cellular component: peroxisomal membrane; peroxisomal importomer complex.
AUAAUUGAGUAACGCACCAUGUUAUCUGCACCGAUUUUGAGCGUAUUUAAUCGGUUAAGACUUCUGAACUAACAACCUGCAGUAAACAUCACACGCUUCGAAAUGAGCAAAAACCACUUCUGACAAUCACCACCGUCAUCGUUCAGUCAACAUAGGUGACUCUAUGGCCACUCAAUCGUCCCCUCCUCCUCCUUCUAGUGUUCCCGAUGAGAAACCCCAAAGUCCAGCUUCAGAGCUGGCACAACCAACAAAUGAGAUUCAGCAGCCAGCCAGGGAGGAGGCUACUAAACAGAGUCCCCCAUCUGUCUUUGUGAACUCGGAACCAAUGCGAGAGGAUCAAGUGCAGAAUGCUGUAAAAUUUCUUUCACACCCAAAAGUUAGGGGUUCUCCGGUCAUGUAUAGGCGAUCCUUUCUUGAAAGGAAGGGCCUAACAAAGGAGGAAAUUGAUGAAGCUUUUCGCAGAGUGCCUGACUCCCCUCCAAGCACACAAGCAAAUGUUACAAAUCAAGUAGAUGCUCAAGUGAGAUCAACAUCAAAUGUUCAGCCGCCAGCCCAGACACAAGUUCUUCAGCCUGCAGCAGCUGCUCCUACUGGUACUGUUUCCUCUGUGGCAACUUUAGCAAGAUCCCGUUUUCAAUGGUAUCAUGCUGUUUUAGCAGUAGGAUUACUGGCAGCUUCAGGUGCUGGGACAGCUGUCCUGAUUAAGAAUGCUAUUGUUCCCAGACUGAAGUUGUGGAUACGCAAGGUUGUAUUGGAAGAAGAAGAAGACUCUAUGAAGAAAGUUAAUGCAAAACCAAGUUUGGCAGAAGAGGCAGCUGCAGCCGCAAAAUCAGCUGCAGCAGCGGCAGCUGAUGUUGCAAAAGCAAGCCAAGAAAUCUUGAAUUCAAAAAGUGAAGAGAAGAGAUACUUUGAGGAAUUUAUGAAUUUGCUGGAUCUUCAAGUUCAGGAAAUGAAAUCAAUGAGUAUGGCGAUACACAAAUUGGAAGGACAAGCUAAUAACCUUGGAAGAACAUCUCUUGCUGAUCAAGAAGAUUAUACACUCUCAGUGGCAAAUCAUCCUAAGCAAACCUAUGUGAAUGGGAAGGCGGAUUCUGAUUUGCGCUCAGUGAGAUCUUCCUCGCCGCCCACGUCUGCUGAACCCUCAGUAGCACCACACCCAAAGUCAUAUAUGGAGAUCAUGGCAAUGGUCCAAAGAGGAGAGAGACCUCCAAACAUCAGAGAUAUCAAUGAUCAACCGCCCAACCCUAACCAGCAAAUUUCAAAUCCUCGCUUGGCACCUAGAAAUAAGCCUUGGGAGGUGGGUCAAUCCCAAACCAAUUUGAGCCAAGUGCUUCAGCCCCAAGUAAAUGGAGAAGGUUUGAAUACCAAGAUACAAGAAAACGGGGUGACCUAUCAGUUUGAUGGCGAGAACACUACACCUUGGUGGCAGCGGAAGAAUGCGAGAAUCACAGAGAUUGAAAAUGAAGAUGAACUCAAGACUGGACCUUACAGUGCACGAACUAAUGAGCAGCCAAUUCAGCGUGCAUGGGUUCCUCCACAGCCACCGCCUGUUGCAAUGCCUGAAGCAGCAGAAGCCAUUCGACGGCCAAAACCAUCAGUUCAGAAGGAACAGUUGGCUGAUGAUCAGCCUGUGUCUCAUUCCACAGACGCAACGGAUGAGUUGCAGAGGAUAACAAAAAUAUCUGAAUCAGGUGGUGCAGUGGAGAUCAACGGUGGGGAAUCAGAGGUAAACUCAAGCGAGAUAAAGGAAGAUCAAGAACACAGCUAUGAAGGAAACUGAAGGUGGAUUUGAAUUUGCAGGAUCAGCUGGCCUGAAUUACAGGUAGGUAAUUACGAGUAAAAAUAAUUGUUUGAAGAAUUAUCCUGUAUCUGCCUGAAACUAUAUGUUUAUUCCCAUGAGUAUUGUGUAUCCAAAUUGAGCUUUAAACAAUAUAUGUGGUAUUUAUUUUAUAAGGGAAUAAAUUGUGAAUAAACAAAGCAAAAUUGCAAUCUUUAUAGCGUAGUCUAA